Halichondria panicea is the source of this 5194-nucleotide messenger RNA. RefSeq lists its product as uncharacterized. The transcript has 29 exons. The record is from RefSeq and is a predicted model, not a curated record. Bases 88 to 5022 code for a protein of 1644 amino acids. Gene Ontology annotation, molecular function: protein tyrosine phosphatase activity. NCBI's taxonomy places the organism in Eukaryota, Metazoa, Porifera, Demospongiae, Suberitida, Halichondriidae. Gene Ontology annotation, biological process: protein dephosphorylation.
GGAGGUGGUAGAGCACUAAUAGCUGCAACAACACAGCUAGCUAGCUAGGAUACCUACUAACUGUCUACCAUUGAAGAGAGACUACCCAUGACCUCCAUGCUGUGUGGACUAGUGUGUGUGGUCCUGCUCUCUGGGCUCACUGCACUGGUAGGGGGACAAGUCUACCUGACUCUGGGAUCUGACCCUAUCAUCACUGAUAAUACUGAGAUCCUCAUCACUGCCAUUGGAGAGGAUGGUGGUCUCCCUUCUCUCACCUGUCACACUGACCUCACUACCUGCUGUAGAGGUGGUGACAACAAUGAUAAUAGAGGGCUAGGACAGUGGACGUUUCCUGAUGGGAGUGUGAUACUGCGCAAUGGUGCCUCAACGACUGCUGGACAGCAGUUCUACAUUAACAGGAAUGCACCUCAGGUCAUCAGACUAUAUCGUAGAGAGGCUAACAACCCCAUCACUCCAACCGGGUCCUACUGUUGUACUGUACCAACUAGUGGAGGAGAGAUGACCCUCUGUGCUAACCUGGUUGCACCAGUCUGUUCUGAUAAUCUCCCGACCAUCUCUAAUGGAGGCAUAACCUAUGCUGGUGGGUCCACUGACAACAGACCAGUGGGUGCUACAGCUAAUUACAGCUGCUUUGGUCCCUACACUCUGGUAGGAGAGGCAGUGAGGACUUGUGGGAGUGAUGGAGAGUGGAGCUCAACACCAGCUCCAGUGUGUCAGCUGAUAAUCUGCUCUGACCUACCGUCACUGACAAAUGGGAACAUUGACUAUGGUGGUGCUGGAUCCACUAACAGCAGACCAGUGGACACUGUGGCCACCUACACCUGUAACCCUGGCUACACUCUCAAUGGAGGCACCACCAGGACUUGUGGGAGUGAUGGAGUGUGGAGUGAGCCAGCUCCAAUGUGUCAGCCUGAUUGCCCUGACUUACCCUCACUGACCAAUGGGAUGAUUAUGUACAGUGCUGGAUCCCCUGGCAACAGACCUUUCCUCUCUAAUGCUGUGUACUCCUGUAACACUAGUUACACUCUCACUGGAGGUACUCUCAUUGCAGGUACCACCAGGUUCUGUGUGAAUGGAGGGAGCUGGGAUGGGUCACCUCCAAGUUGUCAAGGAGCUUGUAUUGAUUUACCACCACUAAUGAAUGGAGGCAUUAACUACACUGCUGGACUUCCUGAUAGGAGACCUAUUAAUACCCUUGCUUUGUUCACCUGUGACAAUGGCUACACUCUCACUGGAGGGAGUUUCAGAGCCUGUCAGAAUGAUGGAACCUGGAGUGUAUCACCUCUAACCAGCUGUCAAAGACUCACUGAACCACCCACCACCUGUCCUGACCUGAUUGCUCUGACCAAUGGAAUGAUCAGCUACAAUAUGGGGACUGCUAGUCUGAGACCAGAGGACACUGUGGCCACCUACACCUGUAACACUGGCUACACUCUCAAUGGAGGCAGCAUCAGGACUUGUGGGAGUGAUGAAAUGUGGAGUGGGUUAGCUUCAACUUGUCGAGUGAACACAGGACCCACUAUCUGCUCUGACUUACCCCCACUGACCAACGGGAUGAUUAUGUACAGUGCUGGAUCCACUAACAACAGACCUCUCUUUUCUGGUGCUACACACUCAUGUAACCCUGGUUACACUCUCACUGGAGGGGAUGCCACCAGGACCUGUGUGAGUGGAGGGAUCUGGGAUGGGUCAUCUCCAACUUGUCGAGGAACUUGUUCUGAUUUACCACCACUAAUGAAUGGAGGCAUUACCUACACUGAUGGACUUGCUGACAGUAGACCUAUUAAUAGCAUUGCUACCUACACUUGUGACAAUGGCUACACUCUCACUGGAGGGAGUUUCAGAGUUUGUCAGAAUGAUGGGACCUGGAGUGGAACAGCUCCAACCUGUCAAUUGAACACUGGACCCACUGAACCACCCGCCACCUGUCCUGACCUCACUGUACCAGCCAAUGGAAUGAUCAGCUACAAUAUGGGGACUGCUAGUCUGAGACCAGUGGGCACUGUGGCCACCUACACCUGUAACACUGAUUACACUCUCAAUGGAGGCAGCACCAGGACUUGUGGGAGUGAUGGAGUGUGGAGUGGGUCAACUCCAACUUGUCAAGCUACCUGUCCUGACCUCACUGUACCAGCCAAUGGAGUGAUCAUCUACAGCUCUAGUACCACACCACGCCCUCAGGGAACCAUGGCUACACAGAGCUGCUUGAAUGGAUACGUACCCUCCACUACCAGCACUGCUACCAGAGUGUGUGGAGCUGACAGAUUGUGGAGUGGAUCAGCUCUCAUUUGUCAAUUACCUCCUGUCUACGUCUCCAUGGGAACCACCGACUAUGCUGUUAUGAACUCACAGGUUGCCAUAGACACUAUCGGAGAUACCAUUGAGACAGCAUUGACUUGCAGAACUGACUCAACUAUUUGCUGUAGGAGACAAGAUAAUCCCAAUAGUGCCAAUGGAUUAGGAGAUUGGCUACUACCAAAUGGAACAGCUGUCACUAGGAGUCUGGACAUUACUGAUCCAGACACUGAUCUACUGUACAGUGUUGGAGAUACAGGUGCACUCAGACUCCAUCGUCGAGGGUCUGUGUCAGGCCCCACUGGCUCCUACUGCUGUGUGAUAAUGUCCAUCAGUGGAGAGAUCACCUUUUGUGUGCAGUUAGUGACUGAAGUCAUCACUACCUCUCUUCUCAUCACCACCACUACUGGAAAGGAUACUGUACCCACUGGAGCUAACAACACAGGAGGUGUGGUGGCAGGUGUAGUCAUUGUGUUACUCAUUCUAGCCGCUGUCAUUGUGGUGGGUAUCAUUGUCGGGGUCUACUUCUGGAGGAAACUUCGUGGCAACCAGACCAAGUACAGGCCCUCCCCAUGCCAUGCCCCUCCCCCUCGCCCUACCCCCUAUCAAGCAUUCUUCAAGAAGAGCAACGAACAAGACAGUAAAGUCACCAUUGAGAAAGUUGACGAACCUAGUAUAGUAGAGUUUCCUAGUGAUACUCAUGUGACGGAGGGGGAGGAGGUGUAUCUGAGGGUGAAGGUGGGAGGUCACCCUCCACCCAGUCUCACCUGGUACCACGAUGGUAGGAAGGUGACUGCAGACUAUGCCACAGAACUGGACCAGGACGGUGGAUUAUCCUUCCCUAGUGUGGAGACUAAGCAUGCUGGUGUGUAUAAACUGGUGGUUACUGGAGCCUCAGGGUCAACAACACAACAGGUCGUCACGGUAACAGUGAUGAGUGAGGGUGGUGAGGCUAGUGAGGGGGUGGAGGGGGUGGACUACGCCCCCAUACCUGUGACAGAGUUUGGAGCGUACGUGGCUGACCUCCAUGCUGGCAGCAAUAAGAAGUUCAAAGAUCUUUAUAAAAAUCUGGACAGUGGGGAGAGGGGUCAUCCAGUGAUUAUUUCAGUGACUCCUGAGAACAAACUCAACAACAGAUUUGGCAACAUUGCUGUGUAUGAUGACAACCUCAUUAUCCUAGACCCCAUCCCUGGACAAGAGGACUGUCAGAGUGACUACAUCAAUGCCUGCUAUGUAGAUGGGUACAAGAAGCCAAAAAGGUUCAUAGCAACACAAGGACCACUACCCAAUACCCUGGUGGACUUCUGGCGUCUCAUGUGGCAGGAGAGACCACCCAUAAUAGUCAUGCUCACCAACCUCAAGGAGAACAACAAGAUCAAGUGUCAACAGUACUGGCCAGAGUCUGGGAAGAAGCAGUUUGGCCCAUUCACAGUGGCCAUUACAGAUCAGCAGAUACUGGCUGACUACACCAUCAGAACACUGGAGGCUUCAUUGGAUGGAGACCGCCGUGUCCUGAGAGUCAAGCUAUUCCAUUUCACUGCCUGGCCUGAUCACGGUGUGCCUGAGUAUGCCACGCCCAUUCUUGCAUUCCAUCGUCGGGUCCAGUCCCAACACAAGCCAUCGAAAGGUCCUAUUCUGAUCCACUGCAGUGCUGGUGUGGGACGCACAGGCACUUACAUUGCCAUUGAUAAUGUCCUCGAUCAGAUCUCAGUCGAUGGUCUCAUCGAUAUUUCUGGUACCAUUGUCAAAUCUCGCAACCAGAGGAUGAAGCUUGUACAAACACAGAACCAAUAUGUGUUCAUCCACGAUGCUAUCCUGGAGUCAAUGACAUGUGGAGACACUCAGAUCAGUGCUGGAGAUCUGCGCAGACAGAUACAGAAGAUGUCAUUAGUGCCCCCGGGAAAAACCAUCUCAGAUUUCCAAUACCAGUUCCAAAUUCUGGAACAAGUUACUCCAAAUCCUAAAGAAGUUCGAAGUCCUAUUGCUGUUAAGAAUGCUGCCAGGAACAGGAACAUGGACUACCUGCCACCUGAGACCAGUCGUGUGAUUCUGAAGAGAGAGCAACCUGACUACAUUCAUGCUGUGUUUGCUCAUGGCUACAAGCAUCAGAAGGCAUACAUCAUUGCCCAGAAUCCACUGGACUCAACUGUACGUAACUUCUGGAAGGUGAUCUAUGACAGGAAGUGUGCGGCUGUUGUGAUGUUGACUCCACUCAGUGAGAAUGGGCAGGAGGCAUGCUCCCAGUACUGGCCAGAGAGUGGCAAUGUCACCUCCUUCGGUGAGUUCACCAUCGAUAACUUGGGGGAGGAAACCAACACUGGGUUCAUUAUGAGGCGACUGAGCGUCCUCAAUGAAAAGACCCAAAAGGCCCAUCAAUUGACUCAGUUCCACAUCACUAACUGGAAUAGCAGUGGAAAGUGUGAGAACUUCAAGGCUGUAACUGACGUGAAUGAGGAGGUUAUAAAGGUUCAAAGAAGGACUGGAAACAACCCUGUACUGGUCCAUUGCAAUGACACUGCGACCCGCUCUGGUAUGUACUGCUCUGUAGCUACUACCAUUGACCGUUGCAAGACAGAGGGAGUGGUGGAUGUGUUCCAGGUGGUCAAGGCUCUCAGGGUCCACAAGCCAGGGGCAGUACCCUCAGUUGACAACUACAAGGAUCUGUUUGAUGCUACUCUGGUCUACUUGGACUCCUUUGACAACUAUGCCAACUUCCAAGAUAUUUGAUGUACAUGAACUACCCAAGAAAUGAACAAAUUAAUUAUGCAUGAACUCUGUUGAGUAUAAUAGAUUUGCAUGUCGGAAUAAUUUAUAGAGAUAUUAAUUUAUACAAUCCAUAGAGCUCUUUAUUUUGUGUAAUCGGCACAGCUGUUUGUAAUCACCCUGAAUUCAAUGAAUG